Molecule: messenger RNA, 5248 nt
Organism: Toxotes jaculatrix (banded archerfish)
Lineage: Eukaryota; Metazoa; Chordata; Actinopteri; Toxotidae
Gene: ciz1a
Product: cdkn1a interacting zinc finger protein 1a
Exons: 16
Coding region: 173-2506 (777 amino acids)
Cellular component (GO): nucleus
Molecular function (GO): zinc ion binding; nucleic acid binding
Source: RefSeq, a predicted model, not a curated record
UUAUGCGAGUUGCACCGGGGCUGAGAGCAACUGCUUUAAGCUGGAUAAUCAACAGUCACCGCCGCUCUCCUCUCUGAGAAGGAUCUCAUAUUUUGAGAGGUGUCAAAACAUUGGCACCUCGCAGCUGCGGGUCUGUCAACUCGCAGUGUAACUGCGGAGAUUAAAGCCCGUGAUGUUUAAUCCACACAUUCAUCAGCAGCAACAGCAGCAACAGCAACAGUUUCACCAGCACCUGCGACAGCUACAGCAACUUUUCCAGCAGCAGCCUCCGCCUCCUCCGCCGCAGCCACCUCCCGGGCAUCAUGUCGCCCAUCACCACCACCAGACACCGCGAGCCAUUCCUGUGCCUCCCCAGACAGCCCCUCCUCCCAGGAUGGUCAACCUGUGCCAGACGACCCAGACAACCAUCAUCGCCCCCAAUCCCAUGCUGCAGGGGGCCAUACUGAUGCAGCAGAUGCAGGGUAACAUGCGGGGCUUUGGGAUGGGUGGGCAGCAGUUCCGUCAGUUCUUUGCAGCUGGGACCAGGUCGUCUCUACUUGGGCCGGUUCCCAUGGGCAUGGCCAUCAAGUCCCCCAUCAUGGGUUUCCCAGCUGCACGACCCUUCCACCCGCAUGCUCGCUUCUACAGCAACAACGCCAUCACCACGACCACAGCCCCUUCCUCCGCCCCAUCUUCAUCCACCGCCACGGACACCACAGCUCGCCAGCCAGACAGGAAGCGAGACAGCGAGCAGAUGGCAGCAGGGAGCACAAACAACCAGCCAGCAGCUAGCAGUACCAAUGAACCUGAUGAUAAGUCUGAAACAGAUAGUGCAGUGGGAGGAGUGGAUGGACACACACAGAUCUUGGAGGAGCAACUUGAAGAACCUGCAGUGAAAAAGCAGAGGACAGAGGGGUCAGAGACCAUCACUAUUACAGAUGCAGAUGGGGAGGUUCUUUCCUCAGAUUGUAACAGCAACACGGAGGAGAGCCAGCCUGAAGAUUGCAUCAUGUUGGAAGGAGGACGUUCCAAAGGGGAAUCAGAUGUUGUCGAGGCGCUGGAGGAGAGCAGAGCUGAUGAGGUGCAUAGCCGUUUGUCUGCUCCGUCACCCUCUGGCAGGCUGAGUGAAGAUGACCAGCAGGUUAAUUUAUCCACAGAGGAGACGCCACAGGGAAAAGAUGCCUCCAUGGGUUCACCAGGCAACCAGGACGAAGGGGAGGAGUGUAUAGCGGAGGGCGCCAACAAGUUCUACUGCUACCUCUGCAGCAUUACCUGCCACAACCAGCAAAACUUCAGGAGUCACAUGAACAGCGUUUCCCACCAGCAAAGGAUGAUGGAGAUCCAACACAUGAGCAACGCCUGUCUGGUCACGCUGCUGCCACGAGUGCAGGAGUCUCUACAGGGAGCAAACAAAGAUGGAGAGAAAAAAGCAGACUUGAAGCGUUGGUGUGCCACCUGUCACACCCACUUCACCAGUAGCAUCAUGGACCACCGUCGCACUGAGGAGCAUAAACUUGCCAGUAGAUCAGCUAUUUCCUCCUGCACGGUCUGCAAAAAACAUUUCAGGACCUCCCAGAUUUUUGUGGAGCACUUGCAGUCCCAGGAGCACAGACAAAAAGUGGAGAAGCUCCAGGAAAAGGAGGGCUGUGAGGCCUUGGCCAAGCUGACUGCCAUGGACACAGACGGCGUUUCUUUGGAAGAGGAGGAAGGAAGUGAGGUGGAGGAGGGAGAGGAAAGACAGAGCAGUGAAGGAGACCAAGACUGCUCUGAGAAACAGGAUGUCUGGCCCUCUAUUAAAGAAGUAUCUCUAAAGAAUAUGGCCAGUGAUGAGCAGUAUGACCCUGACACAGUCUACGGGUCCAGUUUCUUUGUUCCAGUCGCAGGUUUUAUUUGCAGACUCUGCAACAAGUUUUACCACUUUGAAUCUUCUGCCCUACACACCCACUGCAAAUCACUGACGCACUUUGAGAACCUCAAGAGUUACAGAGCGUUGCUCAGUCAAAAGAGUGAAGAUGUUGAAUCUUCCAGAGGAUCUCUGUUAGCUACAGACAGCCUCAGACCUGUAACAGAAGCCACCACAGACUGGUCAGAUGAAAAUCCCCUUACCGAUGACACUGGUUUAGUGACAGACCUGAACUCCAUGCAGCCCAUCAUAACACUCACCCGACUGAAAAUGCAGACAGAAAACCAGCAACGAGAGAAAGAGUCAGAACCCAGCCCAACCUUACAGGACUUCAGCACCACCUCAGCAACUUGCACUGGCAGCACAGACCAAGACCUCAGCCUCCACAGCAAAGAGGAAGAGACCCCAUCCCAGGCGUCUGUAGUUCAGGAGAGCCCUGCUGAGCUGCCUGCUGGCAGCAGAGAGGAGCCAGACUCUGAGCCAGCAGCUGCUGUUGAGGCUGCUAAUGAGGAGGAGGAGGAGGAGGAGAAGGAAGCUCCUGCUGUCCCAGGGAGAAAGAAUGGCACAGGGAAAGCAAAAACCACGCCCAAACGCAGGUCAGGGAGGGCCACAAACAGACGCUGAGUCAAAGAUGUGAUGUGGAAAGACAGGAAACCUGGUACAACCUUAAAACACAAUGUGUCAGUGAAUGAAGAGGUGCUUUCAUGAAACAGCGACCAAGAAAUGAACAGCCCAGUCUCUCUCCGUGUUGGAAAGUCUGAAUUAAACACACACUGACAUAUGGGAAGUGGUGGAACAUGACUCGUGAAUUGCUCUCCCAGGGUGGGAAAUUAAUGCCUGACAGUUAUCAAGUGCAAUGAUGAUGGGUAAGUCUCUUAACACUGACUCCCAGUCAGAAAAUUAGGUUCAUGAGUAGGCCCCCAUCCAUACCAUUAAACAACAGCGAUAAGAAUGAGAUCAUUAUAAAGUAUGAACAACUGGUCCAAAACGAAACUGCAAAUAUGUUGUCUGAAUUGAAAAUAACUACAUUUUUAAAUAAGGAGAAGUUCCUUAUUUUGGAGACCCACUACAAAACCCCAGUACAUGAACACAAAACGUUGUGUCGUAGUUUUGUACUACAUACUAAUAUUGUAGCAGGUGUUGAGAAUGGGGUGUAUUCACACUGAAAACUGACAGUAUUCUUUUUUUUUUAAAAAAAAGUCUGUAUGCUGACCAAAAAAAUGCUUGAUUUUUUUUUUUUUGCAUACUUUUGUUGGACACAUGAAAAUGUCUCAACCACUUUAAGAUGGAUUUCCCUUGAAAUGUCACACACAUUAAUGAUCCCCUCAGUAAAUAACAUAGUAACUUAGGUAAUGCCUUAUUUUCAUCAGUUCAAACUUUAAAUUUGUUCAAUUAUUUGUUUUUGACAAUAUAUUUGAAAGCCUAAUGACAUGGCAUGUGGCUGUAUUUAAGAAAAGAAACAAGUGACAUGUAGAUUUUCUACCCAGCAGCCUCUCUGGCUGGCUCACCAAAAUGUUAAUUUCCCACCCUGCUGUUCUUGAGGAUCAGGAGGUGGACGAGGGCUGACUGUAACUUCUUUCAAAUUCUCUAGCUAGCUAGAUGAAUUAUUGUUAACUUAUAAUAACUUACAAUCGUAGAAGACUGUACUGAUGGCGAAGUGGAGAUGUUUUCCACAUUGCUAACCACGUAGCACACGCUUUUAGCAAGCUGAAAUGUAGAAUGUAACCAAAAUAAGUGUUUGAGCAGGUGACAGCUUUUGAUUUUUUUUUUUUUUUUUUUAAAGUGUUAAAAUGGUACUUUGGCUUGAGUGUUGAGAAACGCUGAAUCUUGAAACUGAUAAUAUAUUUGUUCAGGGCGUUUCAUGAUUUUUUUUUUGUUUUUUGAGACAUUUAAGUUUGAGGUUGAUGUCAUGUUUGGGCCAAAACAUUAUCAGUAGCUGUUGCCUUUUCGCUGAAACAGUACUGCACAGAUUCUUACUGGCUUAUUCUCAGCAAUAGGAAGCUUGUUUUUUUUUUUGUUUGUUUUUUUUUUUUUGACGCGUUUAAAAAAAAUCUCAACACAAUCUGUAGGAGUUGAGUGUCACGGUGAAAACCUGUCAAGAAAAUGUCUAAAACACCUUUUUGCAUCUGCACACAUACAUAUGGUGAAGACCUCCCUGUAUUCUUGAAAUGUUAAGACAGCUCUUAAAUGAGCAUCUGCAGCAGCAGACGGCUUCAUCAACAUGUCAGAAGCAAGAAAUGAAAGGUUUCUGCUAACAACCAGGCACUGAAUUCAAAUUAUGAGCUGUCUCCGGCGCCUGUGGGACUCCUCACAUUCACAGAAGGCUGUCACCAUAUUGUUUAUUUUGAAAUGUGAAAGCUUGUCAGUUGAAACAUAUGCUGCUGGAAGCUUAAAAGACUGGAAAGUUGCCCCCCCCAGACCUGAACUCCAUGCAGCCCAUCAUAACACUCACCCGUCUUCAGAAGACCCACAAAUCAGUCUUUCAGCUCAGAAUAAAGAUAAAGAUUGAUCACACUGGGUGUCAUAUUCCCAUGGAUGUUUAUCAAGUGUGCCUACAUUUAGAAUAAAAUUAUUGUUUCUUUCAUAUUUCCAUCGUUUUAAAAUGCUUCUAUGAGCAUUCACAGCACAAAAAUAUUGCAAGUUGCUGUUGGUGUUUAUUUGCCUCCACUUUGCCAAUGUUUUUUGUUUUUUCUCUCAUUGGCGAUGUUGCACUGGACAUUUGGAAUCACACUUCAGUUAAAGGUCCCAGUUUUAUUUGCAAGGGAAAAACCAUGAAGUGUCUCUAGGUAUUAAAUGUAGCAAAGUAUCCUUGUGAACCUUCAGCUCUGAUGUGAUGCACCAGUAACAGUUACAGAUCAUACAAAUGUCUAACUUUGGUUCCAGCAUUUCAGCAGUCACAUGCCACGACAAGGUAUGUGCAUGUAUCUAUAUCUAUAUAUAGAUAUAUACACACACACAAAAGGAUGUAUUAAUUCCUUCUUCAUGACUAGUGUGUUGUUCUGGAAAUAUUUUGUCCUCCAAUAUCAGAGAAGGAUAUUUUAAACCACAAACGGCUGGCUGACACAUGUAGCAACUCUCGUGGUCAUGGUGACAACUGUCACAUGAUAAGUGUCAUGUUCUGUCUGAAGGAACGAGACGUGAUCUGUAGCUCUGAAACAGAAUGAAGCAGGAGAGAGAAAUGGACGUGUAGAGGAUGAUUUCAAACAAAGCUGUAUGUUUCUUAUUGUAUUUUUAUUCAGCUACUGACAAACUGAGAUGAACAAACAGUUGAUGUUUUCUAAUUGCUGGAAGUUUAAUGUAUUUUUGAAUGUUUGUUUCCUGUUUGGGGGUCAUUUUAAUUUAUAUUAAAAUGUCUGACAAUUCCCA